This is a messenger RNA of Medicago truncatula (barrel medic), 2621 nucleotides long. Its product is annotated as L-type lectin-domain containing receptor kinase S.4. Gene Ontology annotation, biological process: protein phosphorylation. Gene Ontology annotation, molecular function: ATP binding; carbohydrate binding; protein kinase activity. Lineage: Eukaryota; Viridiplantae; Streptophyta; Magnoliopsida; Fabales; Fabaceae. The record is from RefSeq and is a predicted model, not a curated record. The coding region runs from base 387 to 2381 and encodes 664 amino acids. The transcript has a single exon.
AAUAUGACUUUGUCAUGUUUAUGAUUUUUCCACUUCUUCAUUCUUUAAUUUCUCUAUUCAUAAAUCUAUAUAGUACAUGCAUUUGGAAAAGUAGUGUUAUGAAAUCUUAUCAUAUAGUCAUUCCAUAUUUUGUCACACUAAUCCUCUUCCUUUAAACUUUUGUUCUGAAAGAAGCUAAAUUAGCCCACCUAAAUUGGCACCGAGAGAUUCAAACCUGAGAUCUUGAAUAAGAGCGCACUCCCAGGUCCCAAGCCAAUACCACCAUACCAACCCAAGUGGGUUCUCUUCCUUUAAACUUAGCUCAGCACAACCUAUAGUAUGCUUGUUUGUUCCAUCAAAAAUAUCAUAUCUCAAGCCCUUACCUUAGCUGAUUUCUCUUGUUCAUCAUGCCAACCCAUCUUCAAUUCUUGGUAACAUUUUUGCCAUUCCUUUUUGUUCAAGUAUUGUCCCAAGUUGACCAACUACUAUACACAGGUUUUAAGGAUGGUGGUGCCAGCAAUUUAACCUUAAACGGUGUUGCAAAGAUAGAGAAAAAUGGAAUAAUAAGAUUAACAAAUGAUUCAAGCAAAUUAAUGGGCCAUGCUUUUUACUCUCAACCUUUUCAGCUAAAGAACUCAACAACUGGUAAAGCUUUUUCCUUUUCAUCAACCUUUGCUAUUGCUGUUGUUCCUGAGUAUCCUAGAGUUGGUGGUCAUGGCAUGGCUUUCACAAUAGCACCUACUAAGGAUCUCAAUGCUUUACCUAUUCAAUAUCUUGGUCUUUUCAAUGCAAGCAAUGUUUUUGGUAAUUUCUCUAACCAUAUUUUUGCUGUCGAGUUUGACACUGCUCAAGACUUUGAGUUUGAUGAUAUUAAUGAUAACCAUGUUGGUAUAGACAUCAAUAGUUUGAGGUCAAAUGCUUCUGUUACUGCUGGUUAUUACACUGAUAAUUCAACCAAACAAGAUCUUAAUAUUAAAAGUGGGAAACCAAUUCUUGUUUGGGUUGAUUAUGAUUCUUCAUUGAAUCUUAUUAGUGUUACACUUUCUCCAACUUCAAUUAAACCGAAAAAACCGAUCUUGUCCUUUCAUGUGGAUCUAUCUCCUAUUUUUCAUGAUACUAUGUAUGUUGGUUUCUCUGCUUCAACUGGUAAUCUUGCAGCCUUUCAUUACUUGUUGGGUUGGAGUUUCAAAAUCAAUGGAGUAGCACCAUUUCUUGACUUGUCUUCACUUCCACAACUUCCACAACCAAAGAAGAAACAAACUUCUUUGAUAGUUGGUGUUUCACUCACAGCUUCUGUGAUUGCUUUGUGCUCUAUAGCAUUUGCUAUUUACAUUUUCAGAAAAAUCAAGAAUGCUGAUGUUAUUGAAGCAUGGGAGCUUGAAGUUGGGCCACAUAGAUACUCCUAUGAAGAGCUCAAGAAAGCUACAAAAGGUUUCAAGGAGAAAGAGUUGCUUGGGCAGGGUGGUUUUGGGAAAGUUUACAAUGGAAUAUUGCCGAAAUCGAAGAUUCAAGUGGCUGUUAAGAGAGUUUCACAUGAAUCAAAACAAGGGUUGAGAGAAUUUGUAUCUGAAAUUGCAAGCAUAGGCCGGCUUCGCCAUCGGAAUUUGGUUCAGUUACUUGGGUGGUGUCGCCGCAGAGGCGACCUCCUACUUGUGUACGAUUUCAUGUCAAAUGGAAGCUUAGACAAAUACUUGUUUGAAGAUUCAGAAAUUGUGCUAAGUUGGGAACAAAGGUUUAAGAUAAUAAAGGGUGUUGCUGCAGGUCUUUUGUUUCUACAUGAAGGUUAUGAGCAAGUGGUAAUACAUAGAGAUGUUAAGGCUAGUAAUGUUCUCUUAGAUUGCGAACUCAAUGGAAGAUUAGGUGAUUUUGGAUUGGCAAGGUUGUAUGAACAUGGUGCUAAUCCCGGCACGACAAGAGUGGUGGGAACAUUAGGCUAUUUGGCACCAGAAUUGCCUAGAACAGGAAAGGCAUCUACAAGCUCCGACGUUUUUGCAUUCGGCGCGCUUCUUCUCGAGGUUGCUUGCGGAAGAAGGCCUAUUGAACCUAAGGCAUUACAAGAAGAACUGGUGUUGGUGGAAUGGGUGUGGGAAAGGUACAAAGAAGGAAGAAUACUUGAAGUAAUGGAUCCUAAAUUGAAUGGUGAUUUCAAUGAAAGUGAGGUGAUGAUGGUGUUGAAAUUAGGGUUGAUGUGUUCAAAUGAUGUUCCUACUAUUAGGCCUAGCAUAAGACAAGUAGUGAGGAUUUUGGAUGGAGAAGUUGAGUUACCAAAUGAAAUGAGAAAGCCAAGAGGUAUUGAUUCACAAGAGGGGUUUGAUGAGUUUUUGCAUUCUCUUGGAACUUCUUCAUUUGAUAAGACUAAUUCAAGCUCCUAUCUUGGAACUUCUUCAUUUGAUAACACAUGAUAUUGUUAGGCAGUUAUUACAUUAUUAGUGGUAGUUAGUAGUAUAUUAUUAGGACCAGUUAUGUGUUAAUUAAUUUUGUCAGUUAUUCUUGACGUGAAAACUUAUAUUAGGGGUGUGUAUGUAACUCUAUAAAUAGUAGUUUGUGUGUAACUGCUAUCUAAGAAACUGAAUGUAUCUGAUAGGAUCUAUAAGCAAUCACUAAUAAAACUAAGAAACUAGGGUUUUAAGCCAAAACAAAAA